This is a messenger RNA of Alternaria arbusti, 621 nucleotides long. RefSeq names its product GTPase Ypt2 (gene YPT2). Gene Ontology annotation, biological process: protein secretion; regulation of exocytosis; protein localization to plasma membrane. The coding region runs from base 1 to 621 and encodes 206 amino acids. The record is from RefSeq and is a predicted model, not a curated record. Gene Ontology annotation, cellular component: endosome; plasma membrane. Gene Ontology annotation, molecular function: GTPase activity; GTP binding. NCBI's taxonomy places the organism in Eukaryota, Fungi, Ascomycota, Dothideomycetes, Pleosporales, Pleosporaceae. The transcript has 3 exons.
AUGGCUGGCUCCAGGAAUUAUGAUUUUCUCAUCAAACUACUCCUCAUAGGCGACUCGGGUGUAGGCAAAUCGUGCUGCCUGCUGCGCUUCAGCGAAGACUCGUUCACGCCCUCGUUCAUCACCACCAUCGGCAUUGACUUCAAGAUCCGCACCAUCGAGCUCGACGGCAAGCGCGUGAAGCUGCAGAUAUGGGAUACCGCCGGCCAAGAGCGCUUCCGGACCAUCACCACGGCGUACUACAGAGGUGCCAUGGGUAUCCUGCUAGUUUACGACGUCACGGAUGAAAGGAGCUUCAACAACAUCCGCACAUGGUUCUCCAACGUCGAGCAACACGCCACCGAAGGCGUCAACAAGAUCCUCAUCGGCAACAAGUGCGACUGGGAAGAGAAGCGCGCCGUCUCCACAGAACAGGGCCAGGCCCUCGCCGACGAACUCGGCAUCCCCUUCCUCGAGGUCUCGGCCAAGAGCAACAUCAACGUCGACCAGGCGUUUUACAGCCUCGCCGGCGAUAUCAAGAAGCGCCUUAUCGAUACUGCCAGGACGGAUCAGACCGCCGCUCCCAAGGUCGAUGUCAGUGGGCAAGGUGACGGGAACGCGGGUAUGGGCGGGAAGUGCUGCUAG